AUGCCUUCCAACGGUGACCACUUUGACUUUGUUGUUGUUGGCGGCGGCACCGCGGGCAACGUGGUCGCCGGCCGUCUGGCCGAGAACCCCAAGGCCAAGAUCCUCGUCAUUGAGGCCGGCAUUGGCAAGCCCGAAGACGUGGCCCAGAUCACAACGCCCGGCAAGGCCAUGACCUUGCGCGGCAGCGAGUAUGACUGGGCCUACAAGACCACUAUAGUCAAGCGCGACGACUACGAGCGCAUCGAGAAGCCCAACACGCGCGGCAAGGCCCUCGGCGGCUCGUCGUCGCUCAACUACUUCACGUGGGUGCCCGGCUCCAAGGGCACCUUUGACCUCUGGGAGGCCUACGGCGGCAAGGACUGGACCUGGGACCCGCUGCUGCCCUACCUGCGCAAGUCGGCCACCUACCACGACGACCCCAAGCUGUACGACACCGGCCUGAAGAAGCUCGGCGCCGGCGGCCCGCUGCACAUCUCGCACGCCGAGCUGCUGCCCGAGACGGAGGCCUUCCGCAAGGCCAUCCAGUCGGCCUGGAAGUCGACGGGCCAGCCCGACACGGAGAACAUUUACGACGGUAACAUGAUUGGCCUGACCCACUGCGUCGACACCAUCUACAAGGGUGUGCGUUCCAACAGCGUCGUGUUUCUGCGCGGCAAGCCCAACAUCACCAUCCUGUCCGAGACCCACUCCAAGAAGCUGGUCGUGGACGCCGCCUCCAAGAAGGUUACGGGCGUCACCGUGAUUGGCAAGGACGGCAAGGACCAGACCUUUUACGCCGAUCGUGAGGUCAUUGUGGCGCAGGGUGUCUUUGAGAGCCCCAAGCUGCUGAUGCUGAGCGGUAUCGGCCCCAAGGACCAGCUGAAGCAACACGGCAUCUCGGUCGUGGUCGACUCGCCCAACGUCGGCCAGAACCUGUUGGACCACCCGGCCGUGCCGUUUGUGCUGCGCGUCAAGGACGGCUACGGCCUCGACGACUUCCUGCACCCUGCGCGUCCGCACGUCCAGGCGACCCAGCAGACGUACGACCAGAGCCACACGGGCCCCCUGAGCUCGGGUGAUCUCGAGAUGGUCGGCUUCCCGCGCAUUGACAGCUACCUCGAGAAGGUGCCCGCCUACGUCGAGGCCAAGAAGAAGAACGGUGGCGUCGACCCCUUCUGCGGCCAGGGCCAGCCGCACUUUGAGCUCGACUUUGUCUCCGCCUUUGGCAGCGCCUUUCAGUGGCACUACCCCGUCCCCAAGCAGGGCAACUACACCAGCGUCGUCGUCGACCUGGUGCGCCCCGUGUCCAAGCCGGGCGAGGUCACGCUCAACAGCGCCGACCCGCUCGCGCAGCCCAACAUCUGCCUCAACUUCUUCGCCGAUGAAAUCGAUAUCGUCGCCAUGCGCGAGGGUAUCCGCUUCUCCUACGACAUGCUGACCAAGGGCGACGGCUUCAAGGACAUUGUCGUUGCUGAGUACCCCUGGGAGAUGCCCCUUGAUGACGACAAGGCCAUGCACCACGCCGUGCUGGACCGCUGCCAGACUGCCUUCCACCCCUGCGGCACCAACCGUCUCUCAAAGGACAUUCAGCAGGGUGUUGUCGACAACGAGCUGCGUGUCCACGGCGUUUCGGGCCUGCGUGUCAUCGACGCCUCCAUCAUCCCCGAGAUCCCUGACUGCCGCAUCCAGAACUCGGUCUACGCUAUUGGCGAGAAGGGUGCCGACCUGAUCAAGGCUGCCCACAAGGAUCUGUACUAG
Messenger RNA from Sporothrix brasiliensis 5110, 1737 nucleotides. Its product is annotated as glucose-methanol-choline (gmc) oxidoreductase. Lineage: Eukaryota; Fungi; Ascomycota; Sordariomycetes; Ophiostomatales; Ophiostomataceae. The transcript has a single exon. The record is from RefSeq and is a predicted model, not a curated record. The coding region runs from base 1 to 1737 and encodes 578 amino acids. Gene Ontology annotation, molecular function: oxidoreductase activity, acting on CH-OH group of donors; flavin adenine dinucleotide binding.